This is a messenger RNA of Paraglomus brasilianum, 1893 nucleotides long. NCBI's taxonomy places the organism in Eukaryota, Fungi, Glomeromycota, Glomeromycetes, Paraglomerales, Paraglomeraceae. The record is from the annotation of a GenBank genome assembly.
AUGGCCUCGAAUGUGGUGGUAUUGUUUGAGGGCAACCGACAAGUUGUCAAGACAACUCCCACGAUGGCCUUGAAACAAAUAGUCAAUACUGUGUGUACGAAACGCAAGCUUGAUCCUGAAAAAUAUGGACUGAAAUUGAAUAAAACGGUUCUUGAUCUUUCGUUGUCCGUGCGGUUCGCUAAUUUGGCGCCCGGUGCAAAACUUGAAUUAGUACGUUUAAAUGCAUCGAAAGUUCAAAAGGAAAUUACUGUUGCUCUUCAGCUUGGCGAAGAGGGAAGAUUCAUAUCGAAGUUUAUGCUCAAUACAAGUCUGUGGGACAUACUCAGUCGAUUUGAACAGCAGUCGGCUGAUGGUUCGCUAAACAUAACACACCGAACUGCAAAGACAACUCAGACUAAUAGGAACGCGUUAAGCAAACUGGUUAGAUCAGACAAGACGUUAUACUACCAACAACCUGUCUGUAUCCUUUCGAACAAAGAGUAUUCAACAAUAUCAGCACUGAAAUCUACGACACUGCAAUCUUUAGGACUCACUUCUGGUAACAUUUUAAUACGCGUAUUAUUUAGACAUACGAAUCUUACAUUGGACGACGCCGUAGCUGAAAUUAUGGCUACUAGUACUUCUAAUGUUGCAAAGACAUCAUCCGUAGCCACAAACUCUUCAUCUGCAAGUGUUUCUACACAUGCACCAACCGCCUCUCCAAUCAAAACUUCUCUAACUACACCUCCUUCAACUGCAUCUCCAAUCACGCAAACAUCUAAAUCAACGGAAUUACCUCACGCGGUACACAUCGAGUCCACUGAAAUGCCUCCCACUACUGCCGAUCUACCGGCAACGCUUUCACAAGGAGAUGUGGGCACCACUGAUAAUUUGUCGACGGAAAUUGAAGAAAAAAGGGGAGUCGAGAAAAAGGAAAAGAUGGUAGCUGCCGCAAUAGGGAUCGAGGUACAGGAACAAAUGGAAGUUGAGAAAAAGGAGAUUGAUGAAAGGGAGAAAAUGAAAGUUGCGGCAACAGAGAUCAAGAUACAGGAACCAAUGGAAGUUGAUGAAAAGGAGAUUGAUGAAAAGAAACAAACGGGAGUUGCGACAACAGAGAUCGAGAUAAAGGGAGAAAUGCCGAAAUUCUUUGACAGGAACGUUAAAGUGUAUAAUCCACCUCCGGAUAAUAUGCAAAUGACACAUAUCGAACUUCCGGAUUCAUUCUACGAACUUACACCAACAGAAUUGAAAUAUCUUAUUGCAAUGCAAAAGGCAAAAAACACAGCUUUGGAGAAUGCUGUGUUUAAAACUAAGGCUGUAAGAGACCAAGAAUUAGCUGCUCGAGAGCGCAAAUAUCCAAAGACAUUGAUACGUAUACGAUUUCCGGAUCGAACACAGUUGGAAGGAUCGUUUCUGUCAAAGGAGCCUGUGGAAGAAUUGUACAGAUUUGUAAAAGAGGCAAUAAGCACACCAGCGAGAGAAUUUUACUUAUUUAUCACUCCCCCUAGAAACGUAUUGGAUAAUAUGCAGAUAAGUUUAUACAAAGCUGAAUUGUCGCCUGCAUCAAUUGUGCAUUUCAACUGGUCAGAUCAUCAGUCAGACGACCUUCCCUAUUUGAAUUCUACUUAUCUCCUCCUCCGUCAAGAUCUUAUUCAAUCUACGAAUGAAUCAGUUCCAACAUCUAGUUCAUUCAUCUCAGAAUCAGCCGAUUCGCACUCUCGUGGUUAUUCUCUAAAGGAGUCAUCGUCACAAGAGGGCGGAAGUAAGAGAAACGAACGUGCGGCAAGCGCAGAUGGAAGUACAAGCGGACUCACGGGCGGGAGGGCAGACGCAAGUACGAGUAAACGCACAAGUGGAAAUUUGGAUAAAAGUAAACGGCAAUUUGCUAAAUGGUUCAAGUUUAUCAAUAAGUGA